Messenger RNA from Hydra vulgaris (swiftwater hydra), 1431 nucleotides. The record is from RefSeq and is a predicted model, not a curated record. NCBI's taxonomy places the organism in Eukaryota, Metazoa, Cnidaria, Hydrozoa, Anthoathecata, Hydridae.
UUAUGAAGAGAAAGCUUUAUUUUGUAUUCUUUUAUAAAGGUUGUAUUUAAAAAAUUAAGACACAUAAUUAAACGACUAAAAAAAUGCGUAUUUUAUGUGCAAAAGUGUCAAAUAAAAAAAUUUCGGUUUUGUUAAUAGCAAGUAUUUUUUUAAUGAGUAUUUUAAUUUAUGGAACAAUAUUAAAAAAUAGAUUUUCGUUUAUAUCUGUAGACAAGGAUGACGAGAAUCCCAGCACGACCUUAAAUACAAUCAAUCUUGCAAAAGAAUCGGAAAUACUUUCACAUAUAAUUUUUGAUUCUGUUGAAACGGACUUGGAGUUAACUUACACAGCAAUCAUUGUUAUUUCUUCUCAUGUGAAUAACAGAAACAGAAGAAAUUUGAUUCGAGAAACUUGGGGAAGUAUAUUUAGUUGGAUUACUAAUGAAAAGUAUUUAAUAGUGUUUGUUGUUGCCAGAACGACAAACGCAAAAGCAAUGAUAGAAAUAGCACAUGAAGCAAAAAUACGAAGGGAUAUUUUGUAUUUAGAUAUAUUUGAAGAUUUUUAUCUUUUGACUAAGAAAGUUAUCAUUGCGCUAACUUGGGCAAAGAACAAAGUAAGUUUUGAAGCCCUUUUGAAAGGUGAUGACGAUACAUAUAUGCACCUGGAUAACAUGAUAAACUUUGUUAAAAAUAUUUCUGUAACAGACGGAUACUUUGGAAAUAAAAUAAUCAAUGCGUAUGUACAAAGAGAAGGAAAAUACCAAGUUUCUAAGGAAGAACUCCAAAAAGAUUUAUAUAACCCCUACUGCUCUGGUGGAGGAUUUAUAUUAACUAACUCUAGUGUUUAUAAAAUGACAUCAUUAUUUGAUUUAAACAAAAUAUUUCGAAUAGAUGAUGCUUUUAUUGGGGAAAUUGCAUUUCAAGCAGUGAAACCUAGAAGAGAAGAUAAUAUACUAAUUUCAAUUUGAAAAACGGACAGCAAACGUACCCGUGCAUUGCAGAAUUUGAUUGGAAGGCAAGAGUCUUCUUUCUAACUAAUGAAAAAUAUAUGGAAAAAUUAUUAUAAACAGGUGAUUUUGGUAACUUUUUUCCAUUUGUACAAGAAAUUACUUACAAUAACCUUGAACCUAAAGAACAUAUACAAAUAUUAUUACAUAACGCAAAAGUCAGCUACUGCGUCAACGGUGUUAGACUUUAGUCUUAAAUAUCAAAAUGAAUUUUUUUGAUAUUAUUAAAAGACAAGAGCAGCUAACUAAUAAAAUCAAAGCACAAAUUACCUAUCAAUUUUACCAGAAAAGGAAUAAGUGCAAACCAAGAAGUGUAUGCACGUGCACCUUUAUCAUCAUGCAGCAUAAGAAUACUCUGGUCAUACCAUUCAUAGCAGUUGUAUUCAAGAUUAUUAAAAAAUGUACUUGAAAAUGUAAUUGAAAAGAAACUACCUUGUUUCUGUAU